CGAGCAGCGCCGAAUAGCUCAAGGAAACGGAUUAAAGCAUUUGGGCCGGAUUUCCAAGACUCAUUCAUUCAUAUAAGAAAACAUGGAUUUCAGAUCUCUCUUUCGCUCCAUAACAAUACCUAGCCUAGCUCGCCAACCGCCGAAUUCUUUGUCCUCCGGCGCCGGGCUUACGUUCCUUGAAUCCCAUGCCGACCGAGAACUGCGCCUCGGAUUGGGAUCUGCCGUCUGGUGUACGCCGCCGCCGUCCCAGAAAACGACUAGGAAUCAGUUUUGAAGCAAACCAGAUGAUGGGCAAACUCGGGGACGAUCUUCUUGUAGAAAUACUUAUUCGCCUCCCCAACCCUAGAUCCGCCUGUCGAUGCAAAUCUGUCUGCAGGCGCUGGAACUCACUGAUUUCGAGUCUCUGCUUCAAUCGACGUUUCGUUUCUCACCACCAGACCAUGGAACUUCACAUCCCACCGAUGCCGGGCAACCCAAACGAGCUGCUAGGAACCAUCCUCAGCUUCCUCCCUCCCAUGCCUUACACUCUUAAGGUUUUGGAUUGCGUCAAAGACAUGGUUUUAUGCGGGUUUUGGGAUUUAGAUUGCGACAAUGGGGAACUUGGCAGAUCCUACUUGGUGUGCAAUCCGUUUACGAAGCAAUGGGUAGCCCUUCCCUUGGCACCUGAAAAGUCAGAUGGGUAUAAAGCACCGGUUGCGAGGUUUCUCUAAAACUAGACUUGUUUUGUUUGGAGUCCAAUGAAUGGACCAAGGAGGCUCUUGUCCUGGAUGGUCAUUUUAGACGUGGAACCAAAUCUGUAAGUUCAUGCAAUGGGGGGUUGUUUUGGACCUACUUUGAAACCUUUCCAGGCGGGGUUACUCACGCAUUGGCUAUGUUCAAUCCUUUCUGCCUUGAUAUACCUCCCACUUGCAUUGAUACUUCUGCAUUCCUUGCAGAAUCAUUGUGGAUAAUUUCGGUCUCACAAGGUGAUUUGCACGUAAUUACAUUCGAAAAGAAAAUUGCAUCUGUUUGUCUAAUUGUUUGGAAGAUGGAAGAAGAUCGUAAAUCUUGGAGGAAACUAUGUGAGGGUGUGGUGAAGAAGAAAUCACGAUGUUGUCGCUAUGAAAUUGAGGACUUAUUUAUACCCUUUUUGCAUCCAUAUAAUCCAGAGAUUGUCUUCUUCCAUUGCGAGGCUGGUCAGAGUGCUUUGUUAUACUGUGAUCUGAGAAGGGGAGAGUUAGAACUCUUCGCUGAAAUAGAAGGGGGGAAUGCUGACAUUUGCUUCGUUAAGGUGUUCGAGCCUAGGGUCUCUUGCUGGCCGACUCCAAUUCCAAGCUACGAGGAGUUGCAAGGCAUGUACAAUGGAAGCGUCCACUUUUGGGUUGACAAGCAACAACUCCCUCAAUAAUUGGUAACUACUUGUGCUUGUACUUCUUUUCCGCUUUUACAUGUCGGUUAGGUUUAGGAAUUGACCAAGGUUGUCAAACUAGUUCCAAGAAUAGAGGACUGAACUUUGGAAGACGAAACAGUAGAGGAAAGACAUGAUUUUUUUGUAAAGAUUUAGGUUAGCUGGGUUGCAUGUUUUUGGAUGGAAACAGAGGGCACUUUAUGCUGAUUUGAGGGCUUGGCCAACCCUUCAAAUCUCAAUUUUUAGAGGUUCUGUUUGCAUUUUACCCAGCAAGAUGGCUAGUUCUGGUGAAACCUAGCGAGCAGCUGGUUCAACCUAUAGCUAUCAACCAUGGAAUUUACUAAUGAGAACACCAAUCAAUAUCAGAAAGAAAGUUUUCUAACGGAAAAAGAACAGCUUGCAGGCUGCAGCCUAUAAUCCCAGUACAAGUUAAGGGUGCAGUUUUGUGGUAGUGACUAUAUACUUCCUCAUCAUGCAACACAUAUUAGCAGCAUACAUACAUACAUACAUAUCUUGACUUGUUUGUAGUUGCUUGAACAUUUUGUUUUGGUUGCAAACUCUUUGCCUGCCUUUUGGAGCUAAACUUCAAUAAAGUUGGUGAUGAUGAGAUGGGCAUGGACGUGUUUAUGCUUUUUCUUGUAUUUUAAUUUCUGGUCUCUAAUACUAUAUCUCGUUUCAUUUCUGUUGUGGCUGGUCUUAUUCUCCACCAACACAUGAAUUCCAAGCAGCUGAUGAGCCAUCCGAUAAUAGACAACAUAUCAACAUCACACCUCCUGUCGUUGUGCUAAGAAGAAUGCAGUGGAAGGCUUUUGUUAUGAUAUUCAAUAUGACACCAUUGGAAAAAAUUUAUCUAUGAAGUAAAAUAAACGGCUUCCAUCAGUUGGUAGGUCAUGAUUCUGCGUUCCAUGCUAUAACCGACAUUUAUGCGGAUUGUUCUUGGAAUGCUUGUGAUCUAUAUUAGUACUAGAAAAGCAUCCGCGCUACGCUGCUGAUCGUACUAUGAUUUAAUUAUUAUUUAGUUGUUCAAUUGUGCAUUUACAUUACAUAGUUGUUCAAUUCUUAUUCAUGAUUGGGCCAGGGCCAGGGCCAAAAGAAUGUGAUACUUACAGAUGGUAGGAUGGGGCUUCUCACUCCCAUCAUUUACUGCUCUCCUCCCCACCUCCACCAAUCCCGCCUUCUCUGAUGGACAAUAAUCAGAUCUACCGUAC
This is a messenger RNA of Linum trigynum, 2595 nucleotides long. Lineage: Eukaryota; Viridiplantae; Streptophyta; Magnoliopsida; Malpighiales; Linaceae. The record is from the annotation of a GenBank genome assembly.